UCAUCUGAAUCCUUGGAUUUCGCGCUGACUCGCUUCUGACAACACAGCGAGGCUCAUCGGCUUUCUGCUUUCUGGACGUAUCGUUUAAAGAUUAACUAAGUGACCGAUAAAAUGCACUGUUGCAGAAGUCAUAGUCUCAAUUGUCUCUUAACUACCUUAGGGUUGCUCAUAUCUUGUUCUCAAGGUGUGGAAUACAUCACUACAUGUGGACUCAGGUGUUCUCAGGGUCUCCAAUGGAGAAGCAAAAAUGUGACUACUCGUUACCAUGAGAGUGGCUGUCACCAACAACCAUCAUCAAUGCCCUCAAACAUUUUUGAGGACCUCAAAAUAUUGACAGUGUUGAAAUGCAUGAAGGAAAGACAUUGUUCCCUAUUUCUGAAGGUUAAAGGGACAUUGAUACUCAAUGAACACAUCCGUGGUGUGGAGAUAUGCUCUUCUUCGACAAACUACUUUCCAACCCAAUGUAUAACUGUGAAAUUCAAUAAACAGAAUUAUAAGGAGUUCAUUGCACAACCUGUGUUUGUUGAGUAUGGUUGCUUCAGUACUUCAAUUGCUGACCGUAGUUCUGUCACCAUUCGAACAAUCCCUUACUAUUGUGGUGUUGAUCUACAACAAGAGCAUCGAGUAGAAGAUUGUACAGAUAAAGAUAUUGGACGAAAUAUCCCAACUUGCAGAGUUGGUAAAUUGGACUAUGUUAUUGAAAAAAAACAGAAGACAUUAUCAGUCCAAGUCUCAGACUUCCUUGAAGAUCAUGCCUACCAUGUCCGUUUAUGCCUCAAAUGGUUUGUGUGUGAAGAUUUGAGAACAAGUGCAUUGAUUGAGGUAGAAGACCCCAAAACUGUCACUUUAUCAUACUCGUACAUCUUGCCCUGCCUGUGCAUUGAGGGCUGGUCAGCACUUCCUGAUGCUACGAGGAUCCAAGUUUGUCCAUUUAAAAACUAUACGGAGGAACUCUGGAAUGACGUAACAUACAAUCACAUAUCGCAGGAGUUGGCAUGGAAACUAUCCUGCCCUGUUGAUGUUGAUGUAACUCUCUGCUCGAUGGAUGAAAACAAUGAGCAUUGCAUCGAUCUACAGGACUCACUCUACAAAGCACCGUUCCAGGUCAAGUAUUCACGCAUUGAUCCGCAUCCAAAACUCUGCAUGAAGUUUACCACAGACAAAGGUUCUUGGGUCAGAUGUCCUUUUGCUUAUGGAUAUUUACCAGCUUGGAAUAUGAGUGUCACUGGGCAACUAAACAAACUGCAGCUUACGCUUCUUACUGAAGACAAAGCAGAAUUCAAGGUGGCUCUCUGCAACAGGACCUCAGCCAACAAGUGUGAACCAAUAGAGGAGCAAUAUGUUACUGCAGGAACAGUUGGUGCCUAUUCUGCAGUAUUCAACUUUCCUCAGGAAGAUUGUGACAACAACAUUUGUGUUCAGGGAUGGCGGACAGAUGUGGAAUAUUCUGCCCGUGUACAGAUCUGUGGCGUGUUUUGCGAACAAAAUGUAUCAUGUGCGCCCCCACAGUUUCUCUGGCCAAUGGCGAUCACUGCGAUUUUAUUGAUUACGGUGACUCUGGUGAUCUUUACUGGCUACUUAUUAUUCAGAGCUCUUCAACGGCCUAACCAGAAAGCGUUCCUGUAUUCAAGCCAAUUAUCCAGAAGCAUCGACAUAGAAGUGAAAGGAACUUCUGACUUUUGAACAUUUUAUCAUCUGCUUUGAACUGAUGAAAGAACGUUGGUGUGAAGUUUACUCCAGGCAGCUUGUGUGAAAAUGAAUGCUUUUGGACCAACAGUAGAUGUCCCGGUAUACAUUCCUAUAGAAGAUGAACGUCAAUAAAUGUAGCAUUUGGAGUUUGUUCAAUAAUUUUCAAAGAGAAACUUGAGUGUUUAGUUAAGAAAGGGGAAAAGACUAAUAGCUUUGUUUGAUAUUGUAGCUGUUAUGUUCCUGAUAAUAAUCAACUCUUUAUCAUUUCAGUCUUAACAUGUGUGGACAAACUACAUAGAACUACUUAAUUUGUACAAACUGUCAAAUGUAUGUGGAUUAUUGUUAGCAAAUUUAUAUAACAUGAGUGUUUGCAUCUUUUGUUGUUUGCUUUUAACUUAAAGGCACGUUAUGGAGAAACAAACCCCCAAUUUUUAUUUGUGCCUAUCCUUGAAACAAAGGCUGACUAGAUACCUGAGUCGUUUAAAUGGUAACACAUCUCUGUCUGGUGCAGAAGAAGAGAGAUUCUUUCUUUGCAGAAAGUCAAUCCCAUUUUCAAUCUUGUCCUAAACAUGUAAUACACAGAAGGGCUUAGAGUCAUAGAGUGAUACAGUGUGGAAACAGGCCCUUUGGCCCAACUUGCCCACACUGGCCAACAUGUCCCAGCUACAUUAGUCCCA
Amblyraja radiata (thorny skate) is the source of this 2366-nucleotide messenger RNA. RefSeq names its product interleukin 17 receptor E-like (gene il17rel). The record is from RefSeq and is a predicted model, not a curated record. Lineage: Eukaryota; Metazoa; Chordata; Chondrichthyes; Rajiformes; Rajidae. Gene Ontology annotation, molecular function: interleukin-17 receptor activity. The transcript is spliced from 18 exons. The coding region runs from base 112 to 1683 and encodes 523 amino acids.